AUGCCCGACGCUGCCACCGGAAUCCUUUCACAAGCUCCACCUCAUCCUCGUCGGUUUGUCACCUCGCACGACGAGCAAGGAAAUGCAAUUUUCAAGAUCGAAGGAGAUAUCCCCCAUACACAAUUUUACAAGUCAGAGGAAGAGUGCGCCGUCUUCCAUGUCCCUUGGACGACCGAAGGUCUGCCGGUGACCGUUUCGGACACCGGAGAUCGAGCGGUAACAAAGGCUGGAGGUUCCCUAGCGCGAGAGAACGGAAUCGUCUGCCGCUACGUCGAUUUCCCCCCGAACACGUUCAGCCCAAUGCACAGGACACACAAUCACUCAUACAACCUCUUGACCAUGACAUCAGGUGUGGUCAUCUUCGGAGAUCUGGAGCUGGUUCUGGACAACGGCGAAACAAGACAGAUGACGCAAUCUGAUGUCGUGGUUCAGAGGGGAACGAUCCAUCAAUGGAACAACAAGACCGACAAGUGGGCGAGAAUGAUGUUCGUCCUGAUCGCCUCGGAUCCUGUAAUGAUCGACGGAAAGCCUCUGCCAUCGAAUUUGUAA
Molecule: messenger RNA, 549 nt
Organism: Filobasidium floriforme
Lineage: Eukaryota; Fungi; Basidiomycota; Tremellomycetes; Filobasidiales; Filobasidiaceae
Exons: 3
Coding region: 1-549 (182 amino acids)
Source: RefSeq, a predicted model, not a curated record